AUGGUGCAGCGCGGCCCGCGGGGCCGGGGCGCGGAGGCUCGGCGGGAGCCGUGCGCCCCGCUGCCCGCCCGUGACACCGAGCCCGCCUGGUGCAAGACGCCGAGCGGGCACAUCAAGCGGCCCAUGAACGCCUUCAUGGUGUGGUCCCAGCACGAGCGCCGCAAGAUCAUGGACCAGUGGCCCGACAUGCACAACGCCGAGAUCUCCAAGCGCCUGGGCCGGCGCUGGCAGCUCCUCCACGACUCCGAGAAGAUCCCCUUUGUCAGGGAGGCCGAGCGCCUGCGCCUCAAGCACAUGGCUGACUACCCCGACUACAAGUACCGGCCUCGGAAAAAGGGCAAGGUGGGCACCGGAGCAGCCCGCCCGCGGCUCCCAGUGAAGAUCAAGCCCUCGGUGUUGGGCCGUGUCUCUGCCAGCCGCAGGCAGCCCGCCAAGCUGCCCGCCGGCCCCGACACCCCGCAGGAGCCCGCACCAGAGGUGCUCGCUGAGGACAGCCCUGUGGUGCCUAGCACGGCUGCCUGGCACUCGGCACCCGACGGGGAGCAGAGCCCCCAGGAGCCCCCUGCACCCCUGAGCCCUACCACACCCUGCCCGGAGCCAGGGAGAUCCCCAGAGAGCGGGUCCCCCUCUCCCAUGUCGGCUGGGUCCCCUCCCUCUUCCUUCAGCUCCUCUGACGAGGAGCUGGAGGAGGAGCUGCUGGGGAUCAUGCCCGGGCGGGCGCCUGCCAGUGCCACCUGUGGUGCCCUGGACUGGUCCGUCUUCGACAAGGACCACGACCUCUACUCGCGGGGAGGCUCCUCGCACUUCGAGUUCCCGGACUAUUGCACGCCCGAGGUGACGGAGAUGAUAGCAGGGGACUGGCUCAUGUCCAGCAUCUCAGACUUGGUUUUUACCUACUGA
Agelaius phoeniceus (red-winged blackbird) is the source of this 900-nucleotide messenger RNA. The record is from RefSeq and is a predicted model, not a curated record. NCBI's taxonomy places the organism in Eukaryota, Metazoa, Chordata, Aves, Passeriformes, Icteridae.